Messenger RNA from Manis javanica (Malayan pangolin), 5175 nucleotides. RefSeq names its product transmembrane and coiled-coil domain family 1 (gene TMCC1). Lineage: Eukaryota; Metazoa; Chordata; Mammalia; Pholidota; Manidae. Gene Ontology annotation, biological process: endosome fission; endosomal transport; membrane fission. The record is from RefSeq and is a predicted model, not a curated record. Gene Ontology annotation, cellular component: endomembrane system.
UGACCUCAUGCCACAGUACAGCAUGUUCAAAUCUGGGAGAAACCCGAGGGUUAUUCGGCAUAUUCCUCCUCCUUCUCCCUUACAAGCAUGGAGCCCUCACUCUCCUCGGAAACCAUCGAACGGUUGGAAGUAAGCAGCCUUGCCCAGACUUCCAGUGCAGUGGCCUCCAGCACAGAUGGCAGCAUCCACACAGACUCUGUGGAUGGCACCCCAGACCCUCAGCGCACAAAGGCUGCUAUUGCUCACCUGCAGCAGAAGAUCCUGAAGCUUACAGAGCAGAUCAAGAUUGCACAAACAGCCCGGGACGACAAUGUUGCCGAGUACUUGAAGCUUGCCAACAGUGCAGACAAGCAGCAGGCCGCCCGCAUCAAGCAGGUCUUUGAGAAGAAGAACCAGAAAUCUGCCCAAACCAUCCUUCAGCUGCAGAAGAAGCUUGAGCACUACCACAGGAAACUCCGAGAGGUGGAGCAGAAUGGGAUUCCCCGACAGCCCAAGGAUGUCUUCAGGGACAUGCACCAGGGUCUGAAGGAUGUGGGCGCCAAGGUAACUGGCUUCAGUGAAGGUGUGGUGGACAGUGUCAAAGGCGGACUUUCCAGCUUCUCCCAGGCGACCCAUUCAGCAGCAGGGGCCGUGGUCUCCAAGCCCAGAGAGAUUGCUUCACUAAUUCGGAAUAAAUUUGGCAGUGCAGACAACAUCCCCAACCUGAAGGACUCUUUAGAGGAAGGGCAAGUGGAUGAUGGGGGGAAGGCUUUGGGAGUGAUUUCAAACUUUCAGUCCAGCCCAAAAUAUGGUAGUGAGGAAGAUUGUUCUAGUGCCACUUCAGGCUCAGUGGGGGCCAACAGCACUACCGGAGGCAUCGCUGUAGGAGCAUCUAGCUCCAAAACAAACACCCUGGACAUGCAGAGCUCAGGAUUUGAUGCACUAUUCCACGAGAUCCAGGAGAUCCGGGAAACCCAGGCCAGACUAGAGGAAUCCUUUGAAACUCUCAAGGAACAUUAUCAGAGGGACUAUUCCUUAAUAAUACAGGCCUUACAGGAAGAGCGAUACAGAUGUGAGCGAUUAGAAGAACAGCUAAAUGACCUAACAGAGCUCCACCAGAAUGAAAUCUUGAACUUGAAGCAGGAACUGGCCAGCAUGGAAGAGAAAAUUGCAUAUCAGUCCUAUGAACGGGCCCGGGACAUCCAGGAGGCGCUGGAGGCCUGCCAGACGCGCAUCUCCAAGAUGGAGCUGCAGCAGCAGCAGCAGCAGGUCGUGCAGCUAGAGGGCCUUGAGAGCGCCACUGCGCGGAACCUGCUGGGCAAGCUCAUCAACGUCCUGCUGGCGGUCAUGGCCGUCCUGCUGGUCUUCGUCUCCACAGUGGCCAACUGCGUGCUGCCUCUCAUGAAGACUCGCAACAGGACGUUCAGCACUUUAUUCCUGGUGGUUCUUCUUGCCUUUCUCUGGAAGCACUGGGACGCCCUCUUCAGCUACGCGGAGAGGUUCUUCACGUGUCCCCGGUGACGCCAGCGCACCAGGCGGCCCCACCCCGGCGAGUGCAUGCGGCCAAGUGGGCGGCCGCUUACCUCCUCUGAAGUUUUCUACAAGAGUUGAGUGAAUCUGUUUACAUUUAGAAUAAUGUUUUUUUCUUCAAGAGACGCAACUGCAAUAGUAUUUUUUAGAUUUUAUCCAAGAAGUUUUUUGGGCAAAAAUCUUGGAUCAUUUUUAUGUAGCAUGAUUUUCCUUGGGAUGCAAAUAUUGAAACAGUCCUUUACUAUGAAUCAACAAUCCGGAGCACAUUGAAGGGCAUUCUAAACUGUGGCUUGAAGGACUGCACUAAAACCCCUAAAAAGAUGCGAAAACCUGACUCGGGGAACUGGUCAACCUGACACCUUGCCUUGUCUGGGCACCACCUCUCCCCUCCCAGACUAACUAUACUGUGAAAUCCUACCAUUCCGUGUCUGAAUUUUUGGAUUCAGGGUGGAUUGUCCUUGUUUGUGGACAAACACAUGGCUCUCCCUGGUUUUACCCACCCACGUUGGCCACUCAUGCUAACCCUGGAACUAUGAUCACUUUUGAACCUGGUGCCAGGAUACAAAAGUGAGAGCAUCUUGGCCCACAGGAUCACUGCACAGUCCUACUACAGUAUUUUGAAGUAGCCCUCUAAAUACUUAAUUUUAAGCAAAAUCCCUUGGCCGCACUUUUAAGGUUUUUUUAAAAAUAUGUGUAUAGUCACCAACAUAAAAAAAACACCCGAACAGCAUACUUGAAGAAUGUAAUACUCAAACUCUCAGUGCUUCCUCAUUGUUUCCAGUAGGAUUUUUUAUUAUUGUUAUUAUUAUUAUCGGGUUUUUUUGGAAAGGGUUGGGAGGGUCUUUUAUUUUUCCUUUGAAAUAAAGAAGUGAUGUUUUAAAUGAAGAAAUGUGUGGCUAUGUAAGUGUGCUGCUCCCUCUUGUCUUGAAACAGUUUGAGUAAAUGAAGACUUUGCUAUAAAUGCCCCCCUCUGAUGCCCUUGUUUUAAAAUACAGCCUAAAACUCCCUCCUCUGGCCACUGCUGCUGCCUUUUGGUGUCCUGCCACCCCCACACCACCACUUGGUUUGGUUGGAGAGGAAUAUGGUAUGCAGGGAGAGAGGGAGGCUGUCUCCACAAACCAGUGUGAUAGGAGAGAGACUUGUUUGCCCCAAGAAAAUGCUCACCCAGUGACUUUGGUGGGGUUGUCUUUAGGAAAAAUUGAGACUUUAUUAUGAGAGUCAUAAAUAAUUCCUUGUGCUUCUUUCCCUAAUUUAUUUUUUUUAGCACCCCCUAAUUAUUGAAACCAAAGUGAAGUGGAAUCUUCUGGCUGCAUUUUGGCCCCAGCAUCCUUAAUUUCAAAGCUUUAUUCUGUCUGCCUGAGAGAAUCAACUGAAGCUGAUUCUCCCUAAAGAAAGAAAAGAAUAAUGUCAGGUUAGAAGGACCCCAAGUUUGGUUUGUAAAAUGUUGUCAGCUUUCUGUUCAGCAAGACUGACUCAUUAACGUAACUGGGCUCAGUGGACUUUUACAGGCAGUUUAGAAAAGAGGACUGAGCCUUCCUCCCCAUCCUAGAACUGAAAUGGAACUGGGCUUUGAGAGCAUCCCGAGGAAGCUUAGCUAAUCUUCCCAUACUCAUAGUGUUGGAUCGCAAAUGCUGUUUGCACUGAGCCUCAGGUCGGUACAACUAAGUGAUGAGCUGGGGGCCACAAAAUAUGCCCUCAGAAGAGUAGCAAAGCAUGCUUUGCCCAUUUCCCCCAUGCCAGAAAAUUCUUCUGAAACUAGAUGAGCAUUGCCUUCUCUGCCUGAGAGGAUGGUUUACAUGACAACAGCAGCCUCCUGUUGCUUUGGCAGACUGGCCUUCUCCAAGUCAGCAUGUUUCCAUAAUCAUUUUGAUAUUUUAACUCAGGUACCCAAUCUUCACUCCAUCCCCAGGUGACUGUAAACCUGUUAGCUCUGCUGACCUCUCAAAAUUCGUGCCCGCAACAGGGACCAUAGGGGUGGUUUUUCUAUUAAGAAGUAUUUGGAACCAAUUCAUGUUCAGAUCAAAAACAAAUUCUUCCCAUGCCUAUGUGUUUAAGAUGUUAACUUUGCUUAAAAAUACUGUAAUGACUUUAGACAGGAGUGCCAAAGGACACCAUGAUUUUGUCAGACUUGCAGUCCUAACAUUCUACUUUAGCGUUAAUUGCUCAGAGUAGGGAAAAGAGCUCCCACAAAGUUUUGAAAAGAUGCUCUAGCCACAGUCCUCCAGUAUUUCAGUGAACCUCUGAAUCCCCUAAACUGUAUAGAGCUACUAAGUUUUGUGGGCUCCAGAAAUAACUAUGAAAGGUAGGUUAAAAUUGUUCCUGUUUGCUUUGGGACAGUUUCUAUCAAAGGUUUUCAGCUCUGGAAAGCCCCUGAGCUCCCAGCCAAACAGGCCUGUGCUAAUGUUCCAUCCUCCUCUCUCAGACUGUCUUAGGAAGGACCUUCAGGCUAGGUCAGGCACAGUAAUGGCUAGAAAGCUCUCUUGUCCCUUGGUGAUUCACCAGGCCCAACAGUUGCCUGCCUUGGAUGCUAUUUGUAUGUGUGCAUCUGUUUUCCUUACCUCCCCCAUGCUCUGCUGCCCAUAUGUGCUGCCUUUGAGUUUCUUGGCAUUGUGGCUGUUCUUGGAUUCUCUUAGUAUUCUUAAGCUCUUAAGCUCUUCUCUAACCUCACUCUAAUGAUUUAACAUUUGUUCUGCUCUGUGAAACUUCCCCUUGCAUUAAUACUCCACCUCUUUUACACACUCUGGGCAUUCGUUCCCUUUGGAAAAUGAAGCAUUGCUGGAUGACUUAUUAGUGCUGGUGCGGGAGGCUGGCUGGGGCAGCCUGUGUGACUCUGUGCUGGUUCUAAAAUGACUUAACAUUUUACCUUUUUUAUGAUAACUGAAGGGCACUUCUGUCUGCUCUAGUUCUGAUCCCAUCAUAUAUACUCGCUGCAUCCUAGCAAGGAAGGCUUUCUGCCCUACAGGCUCCUUAAGAAGCAAAAGUAGGUUAAGUUUCACACUUCACUGACUGGGCUCCUCUCUCUUCCUCUGUACCUCUUCUACCCGCUCUACCCAAUGGAGGUAAAAAUCUGAUACCAAGAAAAAACACUGGGGUCAAGCCUUCCUUGCUAGACAUGUCCUAAAAAGGGGCAUAUUUUUAUGUGGUCUUCACUGAAUUUGGUUUUGUUCCUGAUUUCAAAAUCCUCUGAGGUACAGUCCAAUGAAGUGCUGAAUUCUGAGUGAGUUCCAGUGAGGAGCUGCCUUUCAGCUUUGGAAAAAAGUGCAUCCAAAACAAAACCAAAUGUCCUAAUCAACAGAUUGACACAGGAAUUAUAGUUCUCACCCCCAAAUGAAACUGGAGAUUUUGAAUGUGGUUCUAAGAGUUAACAUUUCUGUCUGUGUGUUGUGUAUGCUGGGUGAUGCCCUCCAUAGGAUUGACUACUAGACUGUGUGUUUUAUCAAAGUGUGUAAGAAUAAAAACUCACUUGCACGAAUUGAAAAGUACAGAAAUGACACUUGUGAACGUGUGAACGUUAACACUGUAGUUGAUAGAUCUUAAGCUGCUAAUUGUUGAGAGAGAAUUACAUUUAUGUUUUGUCUAGUUGCUGUAUAUUCUCAGCAGCACUUUUACUGUACAUACAAAUUGAAAUAAAGACCUCAGCUAUUAACGAGGUGGUUGGACUUGGGU